GUUGGACUUUCGGCGUUCAUUUUGCAUAGUGCAUUAUCCUUAAAUCAUGAGUGUGAACCUGUGGAUGGCAUCGUUCGUGUAAAUAUUGUGAAUAAAUCUCUAUUUAGAAGUGACGAGGGAGAAGACAAAGGAGGUCGUUUACCUCAACGCUCCAUCCAUUCUUAUAUUUUUGAGAUUAAUUAUCAUGUUUCCACUGUUUGCAGGUAUAAUGGUGUUUUGAUAUCAGAACUUCCUGAAACUGAACUCGACAAACUUGGUGAAAGCUCAAACGAAGAGGUGGAUGGAAAGAUAUUAUGA
Molecule: messenger RNA, 297 nt
Organism: Acaulospora morrowiae
Lineage: Eukaryota; Fungi; Glomeromycota; Glomeromycetes; Diversisporales; Acaulosporaceae
Source: the annotation of a GenBank genome assembly